GGACCACUGACUAACAGGUGACGACUUGAGAGCUCCCGCCACAAUUCGGAUCCCGCACCAACUCUCUAUCGUCGCUGGAACAUUCCGAGGUCAUCUUAUCUUUUACUUAAGCGCUGCCUGUCUACCUAGCGAGAGCAUACCACGAACCUAAGCUUGAGUAAUUAAAUUUUUUGUCAAUAUCGGCAAGAUGACGGCGCUGCCUUAUGCCGUGGACGCGGAAACAUCGCUGAGGGAAGCGGAGUUGGAAACUUUGCGAACGCAGUAUGAUAAAGAGGGUGAUAUGGCCGGUAUUCAGACAAAAUUCAACUAUGCAUGGGGCCUAAUCAAGUCCAACAAACGAAGCGAUCAACAGCUAGGAGUGCGUCUACUUUCAGAAAUAUUUCGAGUCUCGCCUGACCGUCGCCGUGAAUGUCUCUACUAUUUGGCAUUAGCCAACUACAAGCUCGGGAACUAUGGAGAGGCAAGGCGCUACAAUGAUUUGUUGUUGGAUAAGGAACCGGCCAAUCACCAGGCGAUGGACCUCCGUAGAUUGAUCGAUGACAAAGUAACGAAAGAGGGUCUGAUGGGCGUUGCGAUCAUAAGUGGUGUCGCCAUUGCUGCCGGUGUGGUUGGUGGGAUUCUAUUCCGAGGCAAGAAGCGGUAGAAAAGGAGAUAUGAAUUUCCAGAAAGGAAGCCACGCGCUAGGUAAACUCCUGUGGGAGGCUUCUGAGCCUAGGUCGAAUGAAAACAAUGGCCUUGCACCGGUUGACAUCGGAGGAACAUCUAUCAUUUGUCUUGAGGGUAGAUGAUGCAUUCCGGGAUGGUUGGCACAUCGGAACGGUUCUACAGAAGCACUGGGUUAGAAUCAUGGGUUACAGCGUUAGGUCUCGGCGUGAAUACCAUGUAAUAAUACACAGAAGCCACUCGAUUCUACGUCAGGUAGGAAUACGAAAUUCAUCAACUGAGAUAGGGGUGACUUAGUGACA
Molecule: messenger RNA, 965 nt
Organism: Annulohypoxylon maeteangense
Lineage: Eukaryota; Fungi; Ascomycota; Sordariomycetes; Xylariales; Hypoxylaceae
Product: mitochondrial fission 1 protein
Exons: 5
Coding region: 188-643 (151 amino acids)
Biological process (GO): autophagy of mitochondrion; mitochondrial fission; peroxisome fission
Cellular component (GO): peroxisomal membrane; mitochondrial outer membrane
Molecular function (GO): protein binding
Source: RefSeq, a predicted model, not a curated record